AUGCCAGGGGAUGAAAAAGUAGUAAAAAACUGUCAACAAGGAGAUGCAGGGCAUCAAGAAAUAGAAGCAAUGGAUGCACAUGAAAGUAGUCAACAAGGAGAUGUGGGACAAGGCCAUAAAAAUCCCAAUGAUUUUCAUGUUCGUCGUGAAGUACGCGAUCACUUCGAUAAUGGCGGUAGUAAAACGGGCAAUACCAGUGCAUCAAGUUCUACUUCGUCUCCUGUUGGUACUGUAUUUAGUGGAGAAAAUAGCGAAAAGAACAAUAAAGGUAGAGGUACUCCAACAAAUACUUCCUCAACAUCAACCUCCUUGAGCGUGUCAUCUGGUUCACCUGCUAUUUCGCGACGCCCUCUACGAGAAGUACAUCAACACGCUGACGUCGAGACGAUUCGUUCCCUAUUCGGUUUGAAAGCAUUGCGCAUGCUUAGGGAGCGUUGGUGGUUACCUUUGAGGACUUUCUUGUCCCAGCUGGAGUCUCCUAAGAACUCUACAACUUCGAAGUUUACCAAUGCCACGCCAUCGAAUGCCACGACAUCAUCGACCUCGUAUGCAGUUCAUGCGAGUCGUUGGUUUGGCCAAGUCAUUGGCGAUAAGAGAGGACGAUGUGAAUUAAUGAGUGCACCCGCGCCAGGGGUAUAGAAGCAGGCGUCGACGCUACUACUCCCUGUUGAAGAAGUCGACAGCAUCAGGAUAAUGCGGCCGAUACAUGGCAUCAAUUUCGAAGAAGAAGACAACGGAGGAACAGUGGGGGGGCUUGGGCUUUCUUGAUAGUACAGCGCGCUGACCGUGUUUCUUUGCUUCAGUUGUGGCUUGUAGGGUGAGACACCGCAGCGGGCCCGCGCUGCUUGUGGCAGUGUCCGAGUCUUCUCAUUUUGACAGGCAGGAUUCUUAUUGUAUCAGUGGCUCGCAUUUGCUUGCCUGUGGUCAAUUUGUGCCCCUGCCUCCAGCCGCGUGGUACUCUUGCAGCAAAGAAAGUGCACGGGCCCAAUUCGCUGCACCCUGGCGGCAUGCCUCCGCCCAUCCAGCUGU
This is a messenger RNA of Amoebophrya sp. A25, 1029 nucleotides long. The record is from the annotation of a GenBank genome assembly. Lineage: Eukaryota; Dinophyceae; Syndiniales; Amoebophryaceae.